Messenger RNA from Ustilaginoidea virens, 1746 nucleotides. RefSeq lists its product as uncharacterized. Gene Ontology annotation, biological process: L-threonine catabolic process. The transcript is spliced from 2 exons. Lineage: Eukaryota; Fungi; Ascomycota; Sordariomycetes; Hypocreales; Clavicipitaceae. Gene Ontology annotation, molecular function: threonine deaminase activity; pyridoxal phosphate binding. Bases 1 to 1746 code for a protein of 581 amino acids. The record is from RefSeq and is a predicted model, not a curated record.
AUGACACCUACGGUCGAUAUGCCUUCUCUUCUGGGGCAUGUUCAGCCCAACGGCGUUGAAGCAGAGGCCAAUGGCCAUCGUCGACCCGAAACACCGGCCGGCCGAAUGGCCCUGACCGACUACAGCAUCAACCCCUCGCCGUCAUCGGAGGAGACCAGGGCGCGGUUGCGAAAAGCCGUUCCAGAAGACCUCUUACUCCCCAACGGAUAUCCUGAUUAUCUUCGCAUGAUUGCCAGUGCCACCUCGAGAGUCUACGAAGCCUGCAAAGUCACCCCCCUCACGCCCGCCCCCAAUCUCAGCAACCGACUGGAGUGCAAUGUCCUCCUCAAGCGAGAAGAUACGCAGCCCGUCUUCAGCUUCAAGCUGCGCGGCGCAUACAACAAGAUGGCUCAUCUGGAUCCUGCCGUCAGCUGGAAAGGCGUCGUUUGCUGCUCUGCAGGCAACCACGCUCAAGGCGUUGCCUACUCCGCCAGGAAACUCAAGAUCCCCGCCACCAUCAUCAUGCCCGAAGGCACCCCGAGCAUCAAGCACAUGAACGUUGCGAGACUGGGAGGCCACGUCGUCCUGCACGGCGCCGACUUUGACGCCGCAAAGGAGGAGUGCGCGCGUCGCGAGAAACAAGACGGCCUGAUCAACAUCCCCCCCUUUGACGACCCCUACGUCAUUGCGGGCCAGGGAACCAUUGGCAACGAACUCUUUGGCCAGGUCAACAUGUCGAGGGUCGAGGCCAUCUUUUGCUGCGCCGGCGGCGGGGGCCUCAUCGCCGGCAUCGGCUUCUACGUCAAGCGCAUGGCCCCCCACGUCAAGAUCAUCGCGGUCGAGGCGUACGACGCAAACGCUCUCUCGCAGUCGCUGGAAAAGGGGGAGCGAGUGGUCCUGGACCAGGUCGGCCUGUUUGCCGACGGCGCCGCCGUCAGGACCCUGGGAGAGGAGACGUUCCGGAUCUGCCAGGACGUGGUGGACCACGUCGUCGAAGUGACGACGGACGAGAUUUGCGCCGCCAUCAAGGACAUGUACGACGACACCCGGGCUGGCCUGGAGCCCGCGGGCGCCCUGUCCAUUGCCGGGCUGAAGAAAUACGUCGCGCAGCACCCCUCGGAGGAUUCCCGCCGAACCCUCAUCGCCAUAACCUCGGGCGCCAACAUGAACUUUGACCGCCUCCGCUUCGUCGCCGAGCGUGCCGCCGUCGGCGAGGGCAAGGAAGUUCUCCUGGCCAUUACCAUCCCCGAGCGCCCAGGCGCCUUUGCCAAGCUCGUCGACACCAUCAUGCCCUACGCCGUCACCGAGUUCAGCUACCGGUACGCGGACAAGGACGUUGCCAACGUCGUGCUCGGCCUGUCGCUAACCGCGCCCGCCUCUCAGCGAGGCCAGGAGCUGCGGAUGCUCAUCGACCGCAUCCGCAACGAGGCCAUGACGGUCACGGACCUCUCGAGCGACGAGCUCGCCAAGAGCCACCUGCGCUACCUCGUCGGCGGCCGCUCCGACGUGGCCAACGAGAGGCUGUACAUGUUUAGCUUCCCCGAGCGCCCCGGCGCGCUGGAGCGCUUCCUCAAGACGCUUCGGCCCAGGUUCACAAUCAGCCUGUUCCACUACAGGAACUACGGCGGCGACAUCGCCAAGGUGCUUGCGGGCAUUUCGUGUCCCGACCAAGACAGCGGAGAGCUCUCCCAAUUCCUCAAGGACGUAGACUAUCCCUUUGAGGAGUGCACCAGCUCGGAUGUAUUCAGGACGUUUUUACGAGCGUAG